UAUUGUAAGGAAUAGAAGUGAUAGAUCAUGGAAAAUACGUACACGCACAUAUGUAUAAGCGAUGACUUUAAGAAGUAUAAAUAGUGCUUUAUUUCUAAAUUUAUUGAAAUAAAUUUUAAUUUUAAUUUGAAGAAAAAUCAAAGUAAAACUGUAAAAGACAACCGACACCGGCAGCUGGCAAAUUCCGGAAAGGAACUAGGUUCAAAAAUAAGGUUGGUGUAAAAGAUUCUGUGCUUGAGGCCCAAAGUGGUCCUGCGCUGGGAUCAAGGAAUCAACGCUUAAGACUCAAAAGCAAAUAAUCUGAACCCGAACUCCAGUAAUGCACAGUAUGAUUGGAAAUUGGAGCCUACACUCGGAUGCACAGUCACUCUAACCCCAACACCCACAGGCCACGCUGGUUUUCUCCCAGAUCCCCCUUGAGAAAUCACGGUGUAGAAAUGGGGUCUGGAGCCAGAAAUUUCCUCAGGGUGCUUCUCAGCAACUUCGAUGUUCUUGCUGGCCCCUUGAUCAGUCUCGUCUAUCCUCUAUAUGCCUCAAUUAAGGCAAUUGAGAGCAAGUCUCCUGUGGAUGACCAGCAAUGGCUCACUUACUGGAUUCUCUAUUCCAUGAUCACCCUAUUUGAGCUUACUUUUUAUAAAGUUCUUGAAUGGAUACCUAUCUGGUCAUACGCAAAGCUGAUAUUAACCUGCUGGUUGGUCCUCCCCUACUUUAAUGGUGCUGCCUAUGUUUACGAGCAUUAUGUGAGACCCUUGUUUGUCAAUCCUCAGACUAUAGUAAAUGUCUGGUACGUCCCAAGAAAAAAGGACUUCUUCAGUAAGCCAGAUGACAUUCUAACUGCUGCAGAGAGGUACAUUCAACAGCAUGGAACAGAAGCAUUUGAAAAUAUGAUCAACAGGGCUGAUAAAUCAAGGAGGAGGAAUGAUGGCUAUACAGCGUAUUAUGAUCACAGUUAUGGAUACUGAGUAUUGUUUCUUCAAUCAUGUAAAAUGCAGUAUUGUAGCAUAUCUUGGAUGAUAGGAUGGGUUUCAUGGACAUGUUCGCCCGGUUCUUUUACUUUGUUUUCUUCUUGUCGUUGGGGAUAGUUGAUUUUUCCCCGUGUCCUCGCUUGUCUUGUAUGGUAUUCGAUAGUAUGUAAUUAUCCCAGGCUUGGUCAUACGUUUGAACUCCCAUGGUCGUGACACCAAGGUACAUAGAUAAUGGAGGUACAAAAGCAGCUGUGUUGAUAUUA
Messenger RNA from Neltuma alba, 1228 nucleotides. Its product is annotated as HVA22-like protein a. NCBI's taxonomy places the organism in Eukaryota, Viridiplantae, Streptophyta, Magnoliopsida, Fabales, Fabaceae. The transcript is spliced from 6 exons. Bases 357 to 962 code for a protein of 201 amino acids. The record is from RefSeq and is a predicted model, not a curated record.